This is a messenger RNA of Contarinia nasturtii (swede midge), 2027 nucleotides long. RefSeq names its product lipoma-preferred partner homolog. The transcript has 5 exons. Bases 413 to 1699 code for a protein of 428 amino acids. Gene Ontology annotation, biological process: cell-cell adhesion. Gene Ontology annotation, cellular component: stress fiber; focal adhesion. The record is from RefSeq and is a predicted model, not a curated record. Lineage: Eukaryota; Metazoa; Arthropoda; Insecta; Diptera; Cecidomyiidae.
UUUGUGUAUAUAGUAUAGUUGUUGCCGCAGAGCAAGUUCAAGAGUUGCUUACACUCCGUAAGACUUUUGUAUAUUUUACGAUGGGCUUCUUUUAAAUCGAUCGUGCACCUCAUAGUCAUUAUCAUAUUCAAUCACUACCGACGACUGCAACAUCGUGUAUUUGUGAUAUUUUUUUUCCUUGUACGUUUUGUUCUACAUAACUGCAGCCAGUUCAAAUCGACAAAUUAAAUAAAAAAAUAAGAUAUAUAUGCAUGUAUAAAUGUUAUAUAUAUUCAAUGAGAAAACCUGAAACACAAACAAAUUAAAAAGAAACGACGUGAAAAAGAAUUCUCUAAUCAACGAAGAUAAGGUGUAAAUAAACGAAUGCAUUGUUUGUUCUUCAUUCCGCGUUUUUAGAAACAAAAACAACAACAUGGAAAACCGAAAUCAAUAUCAAAAUAUAGCUACAAUGAGUAUGCUCAAAAAUGCCGUCGGGCCAAUGCAACCAAAAUAUUCGGAACAACACCGUCGCUUGUCAUCGACACCCUUACAAUUGAACAUUGAUGCACAACAAAGUCAAUAUAAUGAAGAUUUGCUGCCACCACCCAGCCCGGUCAGCUCAUCGUAUAGUGAACUGAGACGGGCUACUGAAAAUCCAUACCCAACAAUGCCAAUUUAUCCAUCAACAUCACAACAUCCACCACAACACACAUAUGCAAAUAUAUACCAAUCCGAUUAUACGUAUGCUUCCAGUCUUAGGCAAAUUUAUCGAACGCCCGAAUCUGUGGAUCAAACGCAAAUAUCAUCGCCAUAUGAAUCAAUCUACGAACCGAUCAAUUCACGUCCGCCAAGCCAAAUGUCCAAUCGCUCUAAUUAUCCAUCGUAUUCGUCUUCGUCAUCGGCCUACGUGAACGGUGGCCGAAGUAGUAACAGUAGCAUUAGUGGAAGUAAUCUUCAUUUAGCAUCACCGAAAAAUCCAACGAAUAAUUCAAUGAUUCCGGGAGUGGGAGUGGGAGCGGGAGCGGGUGGCGGUAAAAAUUUUCGUGAAGCUGAAGUUGAUGUCUUAACUGAGCUAUUAGUUCAGUCGAUGAAUAUGGGCGCUGAUACGGAUAGUUUUGGCAUUUGUGUGCAAUGUGGUAAAAAGGUGAUUGGCGAAGGAUCCGGUUGUACGGCCAUGGAGCAAAUUUAUCACAUCGAAUGCUUUACGUGCUGCCAAUGCCAAAUUAAUUUGCAGGGAAAACCAUUUUAUGCUCUGGAUGGAAAACCGUGCUGUGAGGAGGACUAUUUGAAUACCCUUGAAAAAUGUUCGGUGUGUGUUAAACCAAUAUUGGAGCGAAUUCUACGUGCCAAUGGAAAACCAUAUCAUCCAAAAUGUUUCUGUUGUGUUGUAUGUGGAAAAAGUUUAGAUGGUGUUCCAUUUACCGUUGAUGCUACCAAUCAAAAUCAUUGCAUUGAAGAUUUCCAUAAGAAAUUCGCGCCACGUUGCUGCGUUUGCAAGUUACCAAUAAUGCCGGAACCGGGAGAAGAUGAAACUGUUCGUGUCGUUGCAUUGGAUCGAAGCUUUCACGUUGAAUGUUAUAAAUGUGAAGACUGCGAUAUGCUGUUGUCAAGUGAAGCUGAAGGUCGAGGGUGUUAUCCACUUGACGAUCAUAUAUUGUGCAAGGCAUGCAAUGCAAAGCGCGUCCAAAUGCUGACUAGUCGCAUGACCACUGAAUUAUAAUAAUGCAUUCCACGCACACAAGUUUAUACAUUUUACAAAAUCUAAAACAAAUUAAAUUACUUCUUUCGCGAAAAGAAACAAAAAACUAUUCCAUACAAAAAAAAUUAUGCUUAUUAAACAAACUUGAAUAUUUGAUAUAUAUGUAUACACACAUCGAAUGGAGUAUUAUAAAUGUGAUGAUUCAAAAUUUAGAGUAAUAAUGAUGUAUUGAGAAAAAUGGCAAAACCAUAACAAAAACAAGGUACUCAACAACGCACAAAUCACGUCAAUAACCUCCAAUGUAUUUCAAUAAUAUUCGUAAAAAUAUAUGUAUUGUGUACACAAAUAA